CUUCGAUCGUUCAUCAUUCAACUGUAGAUAUAAAAAAAAAAAUUAAGAACUCAUUUGGGAUCCAAGUAGAAAAUAAAUUAUGUGGGCUAAGUUGAAGCCGUCAUCCUCAUCCAAAUCCUCACUCAGAAAGGUGUCAUCUCCAAGUUCAGGUUACAAACGUGAAGAAGAAAUGCAACAAAAUGCCAUCGACGAUGAAUACAACAAAGCUCUCCACACAAAGUCAUACGCUGACAUUUACUCAAGACUACACAAUCAGCUGCAGACAUCCUCCAACAUCGUCAUACGAUCUCCCAAAAUGGAAGAACAAGAUGAAGAUCAAGAGAAGAAUUAUAAGAAGUUCUAUCAAAUCCCUGACUUCCUCCUCAAACCAAUGCAAGAACAACUCCUCGCUUCCACUUCCCCUUCCCUUAACUUCACUUCCAACGGGUUCACCCUCCACCUCAACAAGCUUCUCCAUGACUUCUUCGACGCCACAUUUCAAGCAAUUGAGGCAUGUGCCUCCCUCCUCUCAGCCAUAGACCACGUUCGGUCCCACCAUCGCUCCAUCCACCGCUGCCUCCUCUCCCUCUCCUCCUCCUCCUCCUAUUUAUCCUCCUCUUCUUCAUCGUUCACUCAAUUAUCCUCUGAUCUUGAGCUUGAAAACCCUCUUUCCCCCAAAACCCUAACCCAUUUUCAUCAAGUCCACUCUCGCUACCCCACAUUGAUCCGUCAUCUCACUUCCUGUCACCGCAAGAUCCUUCGAAUCUUGAAGCUAGUAAAUUUUACCAAGAAAGCAUCCGGUGUGAUCAUUGUUGCUCUGGUAAGUGCAACAUUGGUCGCAGCGGUGAUUAUUGCGUCUCAUGGAUUGGCUGCAGUGGUUGCAGCGCCAAUAGCAGUAGCGACUAGUACAACCACCCGUUCAAGAGGGCCAGGAAAGUGGUUCAAGGGUUUGAAGAGAUUGGAACCUGGGGUUGAUGCAGCGGCCAAGGGGGCUUAUAUUGUAGGAAGAGAUUUGGAUACGAUAAGCCAGAUGGUGAGGAGAGUGCACGAUGAGGUGGAGCACGGGCGAGACACGGGGAGGAUGGUGCUGAGGAAUAGGGAAUGGGGGAUGGUGAAGGAGGUGGUGAAGGAGAUGGAGGGGAGAGGAGGGGAGGUAGGGCUAGGGCUGGAGGAGCAGUUGGAGGAGCUUGAAGAGCAUGUUUACUUGUGUUUGGUAACUAUUGAUAGGAGUAGGAGGCGUGUGGUAGAGGAGAUUGCGGAGAUGCGUGAAUGAGCAAUGAGGGAUUGGUUGGUAACUUCGAUUAAAUUCUUUUUUUACAUGUUAAUAAAGAUUUUGGGACAGAAUUAUAUGUUGAGGUGAAUAUCUCAUGUUUUCGAUCGAUGAUGUACAUGUACAUAUACAUAUUCAGUUGAGGCGAAAAAUAUGUUCUCUUACGAGAAUACCAAUAAAAACAAAACAAAACAAUAUAUAUAGGCUUGAUUAGGGAAUAUUGUAUGCUAUUUUUCUCAUAUUUUUGUUUUGUACCUGUUUCCUUGACAACAAUCAAACAAGGUUUCUCA
Asparagus officinalis (garden asparagus) is the source of this 1539-nucleotide messenger RNA. RefSeq names its product putative UPF0496 protein 2. Lineage: Eukaryota; Viridiplantae; Streptophyta; Magnoliopsida; Asparagales; Asparagaceae. The coding region runs from base 80 to 1252 and encodes 390 amino acids. The record is from RefSeq and is a predicted model, not a curated record. The transcript has 2 exons.